Paramuricea clavata is the source of this 1176-nucleotide messenger RNA. The record is from the annotation of a GenBank genome assembly. Lineage: Eukaryota; Metazoa; Cnidaria; Anthozoa; Malacalcyonacea; Plexauridae.
AUGUGGAAAACUAUAAAUCAAUUAACAAAUACAAAAUCUAAGACGACAAAUAUUAAUGAAUUGAUAAUCAACCAAGAAAUCGUAACAGAACCAGAGAAAAUAGCCGAUUCCUUGAAUACCUAUUUUAAUGAGACUGGUACUGUUUUGGCUAAAGAUCUACCAAAAGGCAAUAAUUCAUUUGAAACGUAUGUCGUCCCUACCGAUAAAUCAUUUGAAAUUAAUAGAUUUUCAUCAAUUAAUGUCAAAAACGUAAUUUCGAAAAUUAAUACUUCUAAGGCAACUGGACAUGAUCGAAUAUCGCCGAAACUUUUAAAGGAUAGUGCCGAUAUUAUAGCUGAGUCGCUUACCGUUAUUUUUAAUAAGUCGAUAGAAACCUGCAUUUUUCCUGACGAUUUAAAGGUGGCGUGCAUAUCCCCCAUAUAUAAGGGAGAAAGUAAGACAGAAUGUAGCAACUACAGACCAAUAUCUGUCAUAUCUGUAGUUGCUAAAGUAUUUGAAAAACUAGUUUCAGGACAACUCAUGGAAUAUCUAGAAACCUAUCAGUUGCUGUCAGAGUGUCAAGCUGGUUUUAGGAAGAGAAGUUCGACUGUAACUUCUCUCCUUACUAAUACGAACCAGUGGUAUAUAAAUAUGGACAAAGGACUUUUAAAUGGCAUUAUAUUUCUUGACUUAAAAAAGGCCUUUGAUUGUGUGGACCAUGCUAUUUUGAUAGAAAAAUUAAAAAAGUUUGGCUGUGUUGGUAAUACUUUAAAUUGGUUCAAAUCAUAUUUUACGAAUAGAAAACAGAUGUGUAAAGUUAACCAAACGACAUCAAAAUGUCGAACAGUUUCUUGCGGAGUACCACAAGGCUAUAAGCUUGGGCCAAUAUUAUUUCUGCUAUACGUGAAUGAUUUGUCAAAUUGUUUAAAAUCAACAACAGCCAGCAUGUUUGCAGAUGACACUAGCACACCAACUGAGUUGUAUAAUAAAUUAAAUAAUGAUUUAGAAAAUAUACAUCAAUGGUUGUUGGCUAACAAAUUAACACUUAAUACGAGUAAAACUGAAUACAUGAUUGUUGGCUCCAGACAGAGACUAGGCAAAAUAGAUGAUGAAGCUGAAUUAUGGAAUUCACAUAUAAAUACGGUUGCCACCAAAGUAUCAAAAGGCAUAGGAAUGAUUCGACGAAUGAAAGCUUUU